Habropoda laboriosa is the source of this 2076-nucleotide messenger RNA. Its product is annotated as centrosomal protein of 78 kDa-like. Bases 1 to 2076 code for a protein of 691 amino acids. The transcript has a single exon. The record is from RefSeq and is a predicted model, not a curated record. NCBI's taxonomy places the organism in Eukaryota, Metazoa, Arthropoda, Insecta, Hymenoptera, Apidae. Gene Ontology annotation, molecular function: protein binding. Gene Ontology annotation, cellular component: centrosome.
AUGGCGAUUCCGAACAGCAGAAACUUCGCCAACUGCUACAUGGAGCUGUGCAAACAGCAGCGCCUGCGUCCUUUACCGGUCAUCUGUGUGACGUUGCCCCACAGUCUAGACUUCACCACCGACCGCGUGAAAAUGGACGACUGGUGUCCUAUUUUAAAUUCCCUGUCGCUCGAUCGUAGCCUACGAUCGAUCAGCGUUCGCAGUAGGUACCAGUGUCGCAAGCCUCUGGAGGAGAUCAAUUCCGAGGACAAGGCUAGGACAAUGGGCAAGGCACCUGUCGUGUUAUCACGGUAUCUCCUAGAAUGGCUGUCUCACAGUGUCGCUCAAUGUGUCAGAAAUUCACCGGUUCUGACUAACCUAGAACUGGAAGGUAUCCCAUUUCCGCCAGACUGUUUGGCGGUGUUGUGCGUGGGUUUGUCACACACACACACGCUUCACUACUUGUCGCUUCAGCGUUGUUACAUCGGGGACAAUUCCUGCGAGGUGUUGUGUCGCACAGUGGCGGACGUUCCAAGCGUUAGAUCGUUGAAUCUGAGCUACUGCGAUCUGACGUGCAAGUGUGGACCGUCUUUGGCAGCUGCGUUGUCCAGGCAGAAGCUGCUGCUCUAUCACGACACCUGGAAGCAGUCGCUGAGAUACCAGGAGCCGAAUCUCGAGGCUAUGCCGGGCUUGCGUCGAUUGACGUUGAACGAUAAUCCUCAGCUGGGUGACGUAGCUGUGUGUGAAUUAAUCGAAGCUGUGAGAGACAGCCUGUGGUUGAAAGCUCUGGACCUACAGCGCUGUGGAGUAUCCGAUAAGAUUGGCAAGGACCUGUUGGAGCUACUGGAUCACAAUACUACCUUGAACGUGCUGGACAUAAGGCAAAAUGUGAAUUUGAACGAGGCACUGGUGAAGGAAGUGAUCAAGAGGCUAGAAGAGAACAACGUUAACACGAAGCCCGAGUACAGGUGGUUGGGUCUACCUCAGCAGGAUCGAAGAGUAGCGUCAGCAGGCAGCGGGAAGAGAAACGAAAGAGAGAAUAACGGGAAACCUCCGGUUAGGCCACGCAGCGCUGUCGUGGAUCACUCUAAAGGUCCUUAUCAGUCGAUAUCGAGGAGAACGAAUUUAGUGAACACCAAGAAGAUGAAAUUAAAGCCUCAUAUCCCACCGUAUAAUAAAGGCAGACAGCAACAGCAGGUAGUUCAAAACGGUCAGCCAAAGUCGAAAGUGUCUCUUCAUCUGGACCUUCAGUCGCAUAUUCAACCUGUGAUGGAACAGGCUGGUCAAAACCCCGAAAAUCUUCAGAAUGGAAGCAGCAUUCAGCCCGACAGCGAUAGAAGUUCUUCGAAGAAUUUAGAGUUAGCGAAAGUGGACGUAGGAACGCAGGUAGCUGGCGGCUUGAUCACGGACGAUUCAGCUAGAAUUCAGAAGAUCCAGGUGCAGUUAGCCGAGGCACAGGCAGAGCAUGAUCGUUUGCUCGAGGAAACGAGGCGAAGUGGUUUGCUGUUGAUCGAGGAGCGAGGACGUCGCGAGGCUGCUGAAGAUCAGUUGCAGUCGAUGAAGACCAAUCUGGUAGAAUUAGAAAACGCUCUGAAAGAGAAGGAGCAAGAAACCAGCGGAUUUCUGUUGCUCAGCCAGCAAUCCUUGGACGAGAUCUGUAACUCUUUCGAUCGGCUGCUGGACAUGCUGGACAGUGCGACGAAGAAUCCAAGCGGGAGUAAAAGGGAGAGCAUCGAGGCUGCUAUCGUUAAGGCUGACAUAAAGAGGCGCGUUGAUUCCGUGAUCAGGCAAACGAAAUCUGAGAAUCUGAGACGUGGUUUCGUCGUGGACGUCCAGGAGGACGAUUCGAUCAGGUACACGGAACCGGUGAAGAAGUUCGCCAAGUCGGAGAGCGACGUGAGGAACGUUCUUCCGCCGAUCUCGACGCUGCAUCUCGAGAAGAACAUAGGAGACAGCCCAGAUAUUUGUUCGCCUACUCUGGAGAGAAUUCAGCAUCGCGACAAAGUGUCGUUGUCUCCUAGAGCAAGGGCCAGGGAGUUGUUCGCUCAGAUCGUUCACGGAAACGCGGUGCUCGAUUUUUGCACUCACGUGGAUUAA